Acinonyx jubatus (cheetah) is the source of this 11172-nucleotide messenger RNA. RefSeq names its product pleckstrin homology and RhoGEF domain containing G1 (gene PLEKHG1). The record is from RefSeq and is a predicted model, not a curated record. The coding region runs from base 6770 to 11068 and encodes 1432 amino acids. The transcript is spliced from 16 exons. Lineage: Eukaryota; Metazoa; Chordata; Mammalia; Carnivora; Felidae. Gene Ontology annotation, molecular function: guanyl-nucleotide exchange factor activity.
UAAAUUAACUUUGUUCUUCUACUUUGAUUCCACAAGCAAUACAUAUUCAUUAAAGAAAAUGUAGAGACUAAAUCAGUGGGUAAUGAGGGGUCUCCCCCACAAUCCCACCUCUCAACCGCCAGUACGAAUAUUCUGGCUUUUUCUCCUUUUUUUUUUUUUUUUUUUUUUUCUGUUUUUCUUUCCUAUGCUUGUAUAGGAUUCAAAGAUUUCUAUUCAGAAUAAACCAAAGUGAAUUGGGUUACACUUGUUUCUUGGCCUAAUGAGGAUUAAACCUGUAGCCGAACAGAGAGCUCUGUUUCCCUUCCUUUGUUCUCUCAACGUAAACAAGUUACUUCAUGUAUCUCUGUGGGAACUAGGAAGCAGGCAAGCGCCUAGACUCACAAAAACUUCCAGCAAAUUUGGCUGUCCGCCUGGUUACCAAGUAAUUAAAUGUAAGACGAAGGAUGAGUCCAACGGAGCUCACUCUCCAAGACUAAAAGGAGAACCUAAGUGCAGGCCGCCUCACGGAGCUCGAUUUUACCGUCAACAUGAAGGGACCAUCCAAUGUUAAUAUCGCUUGAAGGGCAGCCUGACGAUAGGAGCAGAGGCAGGUUAGGAAAACAGAGCAGGUGCUUAUGUAUAGUUUCUAGUGACAGCUGAUGCCUAACACUCCUCCCACCUGUCAUUAACUAUCUAAUGCUCGUCCAGUCCCGCUAGGCAGGAACGUCCAGAAGGCAGAGCCAGCGUCCCUUCACCGAGCCAGCACAGAACCUGGUGUCGGCUAGGUCCCCAGCCCCGUGAAGGGGGGUGGUGGUUACUGUUGAAGUCGAGAAAAGGUGUGAAGGGAAAAGAAGGGUCAGCAGGUGGUUGCUGUGUGUGUGCCAAAGCUCUAACAGGCAAAGAUCAGUACCCACAGUAACAGGUGGGUGUUGAAGAUCCUUGUAAUAAUAUCAUCUCACUCAGCAGCCCUCAUUGCCUUCUUUAGUUAAACAAAAAAAAGAAAAAAAUCCUGGAAGGUAAUAAAUCGUCGCAACUCCUUGAGAGAAGACUAAGUUCUGCUUUUCUGGAAUGGGAUCUGUCCUUGGCCUUUUAUAAAGUUCUGCCUGAAUGGGAUUGGGCUCGUGACUUGGUGCCGGAGGCCAAAUGAAUAGCUCAUCCCACCCCACUUCAGUUCUAGAAAUUAGAUCGCCUCCCCGGUAAUGAAUCCAUUUGCUCUGACAGGGUAAGCCCUCAGCCCUUGUGACAUUGAAGGUGGCCUUGGGAUUGGGGGAGGAGAUGGAUGGCGGCCACCCUAAAAGAUGGCACUUACCGUGGGGAAGAUUCAGAACCAGUUCAGAAGAGACUCAGCUGCUCCGAGCAGCUUGUCUGUGUCUCCCUCGCAAGCCUCAGUCCUCACCUCUGCUGCUUUCAGUAAUCGUCUCUCUGAACCCACCACGGCUUUACAGAGUCUACAGGCUAGGGGUGCCGCUGGUGAUGUCUACCUGGCUGUGUCCCUCCCUGUCACUCCAUGGCCUUACAGCUGUGGGAGGGAAUGGCUGGCCAGGGGGUUUGUCUCUCUUCUCUGCCAGCAUCUGAAAUGGUUUUGCCAGUUCACAUAAAGGUUAUGAACCCCCACGGUUGUUACUCUGAAACAAUAAUAGAUUCUUUUUUUAAAUUAUUAUUUUGGAAAACAGCGCUGCAGGGUAUCAAUAGAGUAUCCAAGCCCUUCCUACAAGUUCAAGUACAUUUUUUUUUUAAAAGAGUGUUUUCAAAAGUAUAGAGUGUGUUGAAUGCCUUUCGUUAUGAAUGGAUUAGAUGUGUGUUAUCUCCUGGAGAAAAAUGUGUCUGGAAACAUACUGCAUUCUUAGAGGGAUAAUUAGUUCAUUGUGCUUAGCACAGAGAGUCCUCCCAUGGUGUCCUCAAAGAUGGGACUGAUCUACUAUUGAAAGCAAGAGACUAUUUGUAACAUAUUGCUUGCUCAAUAUCUAAAAAUUGUUCAGUUCAGAAAUAACUAAGACUUGAUUUCAUCGUCUCUGGACAAUAAAGACCGAAAUAGCCUAAUAAAAGAACAAAGUGAAAAACAGAGCUAAUGAUUGUCCUAGACUCAGAGAAAUGAGCCGAUGGAGGAACACUCCAGAAACAGCAGGAUUUUAGGCAACCUCAGUUGGCUUUCAUGGCAGACUGACAUAUGACCGAGACCUGAAAAUAUGACUUGAUUGCAAGGUAAGGGUGACUGUGAGAAAGUGUGAAUAGUACGCGUUGUGUGUUUCUUUUCUAAAAUUCAUAUGACCGUGACUCGAUACUGACAUUUUAGUGCAGUAGGGGGUGAAGAAUUGUUUUCAGUUGGAAGAUUUGAGUACUGGAAACCAUUUAUUAUUUAUACUUUGGUUUCUAUUAUUAUGUUCAAUACUCCAGGACUAACAACAAAAAAAAUAAUACCUGCAUUUAAUUUCCCCUAUACGUAAGUGCUUUUGUCUGCCUUACAUCUGUACCUUUUGUUAAGAGCAACCACUUUUUAAAUUCGUGAAGAUAAACUCAUGAUUAAAAUUAUUUCACUUUGAAAAUCAUCUUUGAGAAAGAAAAAACCAGAUUAGCUUUUGUGUUUGUUUAACAAAGUAUAUACUUUGGUUUCUAUAACAAUCGCAAGGCAGAAUUUAUGGCUAGUGACAUUUUCUGGGUUUAGAGUAGACGGUCUGGAGGAGUGUAUAUAGAUUUUUAAUAAACACCUGCAAUGCAGAAGGGUGUUAGUACAUUACAUCUCAUUUUCAGGAGGAAGGUCAGUGUAUCCUUCUAAGGGACAUCAGUGGGGAUGUGGCAGUUCUUGGCAGGCGACUGGCUCGAGUGUUUAUCAUAUUUAUUCUGUGGUAUGCACUCAGAAAAAUGUAAUCUGCCUUUUUCUAUCAAAGAAAAAAGCUCUAAUGGGCUAAAAAAAAAAAAACCUUAAGAAUGUUUUGUCAGUGUCCUGUGCUUUAGAAAAUGGUUGGUUUCACCAGUUUGGGAAAUGGCAAGAUCUUAAAUCACCAGAUAAACAGCCCCCCCUCCCCACUCCCAGCAUUUAUAUUGUUACAUGCUGUGUAUAAAAUAUUAGUUGUGGUUUGAAGUACCCCCUUGUAACUCCUAGCACCUCUGUAUCUGAAAAUGUAGGAUUGUAUUCUAAAUCUGCUUUAUCCGGUAUUGGUUUUAGGAAGCAAAAAUCUUCCCUUGCGUUCAAAAAACAGUGUGUGUGCCUUUGCACUGCUUCCUUUCUCCAGGACAUUCCUUCACCCUUUGUUGCCCAGCUUCUUGGAGCUGUUGCCUGGCUGCAAAGUCAGCAGAGGAUCGCAAUUAGGUCAGACCCUGUUAAGUCCCUAGAACCGCACGCUCUCUGAGCCUCCCCCUCUCAGCCUUCCCAGCCCUCCUGGACAGUCCCCUUGUGGCCUCCUUCCUAAAAGACCUGUACGGUUCCUGGGGAGGACGCGGACGUGCACAGGCUAAUUCAUACUAGGGUAGCAUUGACUCCAUAAACCCUCCCGGGAUAGAUUUGAGUGUUCACUGACAACUUUUAGCUUAAACCAAAAGACCUGGUUUCUCAUAGCGGAAGUGCACGCCCUAUGGCAGAUGUCUGGGAAAAGACGUUUUUAAAUAGUGGGGCUUUCUGGUCCUCCUCCAAUGAGGCCACAAGGCUGGACUGCACUUGGCUCGCUGGCUGGUUAGUGCUGUAGACCUGUCCUGUGGGGGCUGUUCUUCCACCCCUGGGCCCCCAGCCCUGGUGGGGCUACUGUGAAUAGCCCCUAUCCUUCCUAAUUGCCUAAGCGAAUUAACAAGCGAAUUAACAAGAGCUGCUUUCCAGUAAGAGUAUAUCUCUUUCACCUAACAAGGCAUGAAUGUGCAAUAUAUCUGCGACCCAUCUCUUUGUCCCUUACAAAGAGACUUUGCUGAGUAAAAACAGCCCUUUCCUCUGCUCUUGAUAUCGGCAAAUAAAUUCUACAGGAAGAAGCAGCAAGGAUGCCAGUGUUUGUGCCUUUUACGUGUCUUGGGAUUUAUUUUGCUCCGUGCACAGAGGUCCAGCAGGGCACCUACAAGAGCUGGUGCCAGCCCGUGUACUCCACAUGUGGGACAGGAGAUGAGAAGAACCGGAAAGCAAAGCCAUGGCAGAGUAAGGUGGGACACAGAGAGGCCUUGAGAAAACACCCAGGCACACACACGGAGGCUCCUCUGCCCUCAGCUGUGAAAGAGCCUUGAAUGGUUCUCCAGGAAUGUUCCUUUCCCUUCCCUUUUCCUCUCUGCUCUUAGGUCCCUGAGCCUUAUGCUUUGUUCAUUUGUUAAUUCACUUAGCAAACACUUGGUACUGGGAUAAAUAUAAAGGCAAAAAGUGUGUGUGUGUGUGUGUGUGUGUGUGUGUGUGUGUGUGUGUGUGUUCCCUGCCCUGAAAAAGCUAGAUUUUUUUUUUUAAGUUAGUUUUCAAAGCUUAGAUUCAAAAUCCUAUGAACCAGCCAUGUUUGCAGGUGUGAUAGAGAAUGGUUCCAGUUACUUGCAAGAAUUAGGAAAGAUCUUUACUUACUAAAACAGGAAUCACAGGUGAACUAACAAAUGACUAACCCAUGGGACCAAAUACGCCCUGUGCUGUCACUUCAAAGCUGCCCUACAGGUUGGGUCACUUGGUUAAUGCAGAAGUUUACAGACUGCCCAGCAUCCACACUGGAUACAGCCUUGCUGUAAUGUACACAGCAUCUCUCAGAAAUGGCUUUUAAAAAAUGUUUCUUGGAAAAAAAAAAAAACCCAAGUACAAUAAUACUGUAGUAGAAAAUAAAAGACUUGUGAUCUGAAGGUAAGGACCCAAAACACAUGGGUCAGGAGAAAGCCAGGAGCCUCUGUAUAUGUACUACCCCCAUCUAAGAAUUUAGAUGUUUGCAUCUUCCACAUGAAGAUCAAAUCUACAGUAUAGGAAGGUUCCCAGCUCCGCAAGCUGAGGGUCCAGGGUAGAAACGAGACCAUUAGAAAAUAAUGAAAUAUGAGACCACGUGAUACUCUGAGUAUCGUAAAGAGCCAUUUAACAACUAGAAGGUGCAGGGGGCCAGAGUUGCUAUGGAAGAUUUGGUGGAGCUUGUAAAAUUUGAACUGACUCUUAGCUAAGCAGGAACGGAGGUUUUGGGCAAGGGUCUAGGGGACGUUAUUUGGGGGGCAAGAGAUAUCACUGUGGAGCUCAGUAUGGAAGAUUAAGAGAGUCCCCUACAGCCCCGGGGAGGACCCUUCCUCACAAACUGCCUUUUCAGCAUCUGUGAUUUAGUGAUUUCCAUCAAACUGGUGAAUUUUGUGGAAGAGAAAUCAUUCUAAAAGUUGUCCUCUGAACUGACGGAUCAAUUUCCAUCAAAAUGGCUUACUUAGGUGGCCUUACAUAGGUCCUGCCUUAUUUGAAAGGAAAUCGCCAUUAAAACAAAUUAUCCUAUGAUGUUGUUAGCUUAAAAUCACGUAAUAGGUCUGAUAGAAAUAUCUGUAUUAAAGAUGCUCAGCUCAUAUUAUUUUCCAUGACCCCAAAUGAAUGCUUUAAAUGGAACUUCUAUUUAAAGGAUUUGAUCUUUCGAAAUAGUGUAGAUUUCCGUGUCUGUACGUAGACAUAAUCCAUAAUUUGAAUUUUAGCUCUGUGGUGCAGUCAUAUCAGUUUUCAAUAACAGUUUGUAUUUCUGAAGACCCUUCAUCUAAAGAACUCGAUAUCUUUUUCAAAUAUGAACCUUUUGGGUCUUUCUGUAAAAAUACACAUAGCAUUUUAAGAAGGACAGAUGGCCUUAUGGAAACUGAAAUCCAAAAUAAUCUGAAGUUCUCUUGUACUAAAGGGUUGGAGUCCGAUCAUCCUGCCUUUGCUACUUCAUAUUUAUGAAUUAUAAGAAUUAUCUAACAAAUGCCUUUGAGUUUACAUUUUCAGUGUUUUUCUUCAGGUGGAUUUUUAAGUGCUUUUUAAAAAUUUUUUUAAUGUUUAUUUACUUUUUGAGAAAGAGAGACAGAGCACGAGUCGGGGGAGGGGCAGAGAGAGGGAGACACAGAAUCCGAAACAGGCUCCAGGCUCUGAGCUGUCAGCACAGAGCCGACGAGGGGCUCGAACCCACAAACUGUGAGAUCAUGACCUGAGCCAAAGUUGGCCGCUUAACCAGCUGAGCCACCCAGGUGCCCCAAUGCUGUUUGUUUUUUUAAAUGAAGCUUAAAUAGAUUCAUGUUUAACUCUGCCUACUUAAAACUGUAUUAAAUAUCUUGUUAAAGGAAAGGAAACGUCCAGACGUCUUCCAACUGGGUGAUUCACUGCCACCUGCAAACUUCACUUGAAAACUUAUGUUAAAGAUGUGUCCAUUUACUGUGAAACAUACUUAUAAUUCAGGAAGUGAACUUGAAAAUAUCAGCGCUCCAAAGAUCUUGAUUCUUUUGUGGAAUUUAAUGAGAAUGGUAGCCGGAGCCAGGAAGGUGAAGCCCAAGCAGCUUUAGGCGAGUGUGGGUUGUAUUUGAUGUUCACAAAAGAAUGGCUGUCGCAGGGUGUUGCUCAGCGAAGUGUGCAUUUUCAAGUUACCCACAGUGGUGUCUAUUGUCCUGUUUCUCAAUUGAAUGAUGUCAUGUUUCAUUUAAGGCUCUUAGUGAUGCUGAAGUCUGUGGUCUGCACACUAGGGGGAAAAAGGCAGUGAGAAAGUUGCAAAUCAGGUUUUUGUAAAGCCUUUGUGUGUUGGGUUUUGAGAGAUAAAAGCUGACUCAUGCAAUAUUUCUGCGGAAGGAGCUGCACGGACUAGUAAAGGCUUCUUGUUUUACCUGACUGAGCUCCCAGUGAGGUCACUGCAUCAGCUGAAGGCAGACGAUGCGGCUUAGCCUGGGUAAGAGCACAGAUGUGCACCAGUUAGGUCUUGAAGUGCCAUCAGCUGUAGCAGAAAUUCCAGAUCCCAAGACCAUAGCCAGGCAUCCCCGCUCCCAGGAACUGAAGGCCAUGGAGCUCUCUGACAGUGACCGCCCCGUCAGCUUCGGCUCCACGUCGUCCUCCGCCUCUUCCAGGGACAGCCAUGGCUCCUUCGGCAGCAGAAUGACCUUAGUUUCGAACAGCCACUUGGGCUUGUUUCACCAAGAUAAGGAAGCCGGGGCCAUAAAACUGGAGCUGAUUCCGGCCAGGCCGUUUUCCAGCGGCGAGUUGCAGAGGGACAGCGCCGCCGGGCAACAGAACGCCGACGAGGGCGACGAAGGGCAGCCCCGGGCCCAGCGCAGAAUGGAGGCCAACGGGGCGACCCAGCCGGGUGCGGAGUCGGCCACCAGCCCCAAGCUCCUCUAUGUGGAUAGGGUUGUCCAGGAAAUUCUGGAGACCGAAAGGACUUACGUGCAAGACUUGAAAAGCAUCGUGGAGGAUUACCUUGACUGCAUCAGGGACCAAACAAAACUUCCGCUGGGGACAGAAGAAAGAUCAGCCCUCUUUGGAAACAUACAGGAUAUCUACCACUUCAAUAGUGAACUUCUACAAGAUUUGGAAAACUGUGAAAACGAUCCUGUGGCCAUAGCAGAAUGUUUUGUGUCCAAGAGUGAAGAGUUCCACAUUUACACGCAGUACUGCACUAACUAUCCAAGAUCAGUGGCUGUGCUAACAGAGUGCAUGCGGAACAAGAUGCUGGCCAAAUUCUUCAGGGAACGUCAGGAAACUUUGAAACACUCACUGCCUCUGGGCUCCUAUCUCUUGAAACCAGUUCAGCGGAUUCUCAAGUAUCAUCUCCUUUUGCAUGAAAUAGAAAAUCACCUUGACAAGGACACAGAAGGCUAUGAUGUGGUGCUUGAUGCUAUUGACACGAUGCAGCGAGUGGCCUGGCACAUCAAUGACAUGAAGAGGAAACACGAACACGCGGUCCGGCUACAGGAGAUACAGAGUCUGCUCACUAACUGGAAGGGGCCAGACCUGACCAGCUAUGGGGAACUGGUGCUCGAAGGGACCUUUCGCAUCCAGCGAGCCAAGAAUGAGCGGACGCUCUUCCUCUUUGACAAGCUGCUUCUGAUCACAAAGAAGAGAGACGACACGUUUACGUACAAAGCUCAUAUCCUGUGUGGCAACCUCAUGCUCGUGGAAGUGAUACCAAAGGAGCCUCUCAGCUUCAGCGUCUUCCACUAUAAGAACCCCAAGCUGCAGCACACGGUUCAGGCCAAAUCCCAGCAAGACAAGCGCCUGUGGGUUCUGCACCUGAAGAGACUGAUCCUGGAGAACCAUGCGGCAAAAAUCCCAGCUAAGGCCAAGCAAGCGAUACUUGAAAUGGAUGCCAUUCACUAUCCCGGUUUCUGUUACAGUCCCGAGGGAGAGACUAAAGCAUUCUGUGGUUCUAGAGACGGUACUGCUCCAUAUCGGCCGAGAAGAAAAUCUGAACCUUCCUCAAGAUCACAUAAAGUCUUGAAGACCAGUGAAACAGCACAAGACAUCCAAAAGGUCUCCAGAGAGGAAGGGUCUCCCCCGCGGACCUCAACGGGACCAUCUCCCGCACAGAGGAACAGUCAGCCGAGCACUUCUGCCAUUAUCAGCGUGCUUCGUGGGGGAGGAGCCAUCAGAAACAUCUGGACGGACCACCAGAUCAGACAAGCCUUGUUUCCUAGCCGUCGGUCCCCUCAGGAGAAUGAGGAUGGUGAAGAUGACUAUCAGAUGUUUGUGCCCUCUUUCUCCUCCUCGGAUCUGAACUCUGCCAGACUGUGUGAAGACGGUACUUCCAGUCGCCCGUGCAGUUGGCACAUGGGACAGAUUGAAUCCACAGAAGCCACCGGCUCUGGCCACCGGGUCGUCAGGCGGGCCAGUAGCGCUGGCGAGAGCAACACGUGUCCCCCCGAAAUAAGAAUUCGGGACGGUGGUGGCUCUCAGUAUAGCCCCCGAAGGGAACUGCAGAGUGGCCCUAAAACAGAAGGGCAGGAAGGAAUGACUCCCUUUGGGUCAUCCGUAGAGUUGACUAUCGAUGACGUAGACCAUGUCUAUGACAACAUAAGUUACGAGGACUUGAAACUGAUGGUUGCCAAACGGGAAGAAGCCGAACCCACGCCCCCCAAAACAGCCAGGGACUCUGUCCGCCCCAAGAGCACCCCGGAGCUGGCCUUCUCAAAGAGGCAGGCUGACCACGAGAAGACCUCUCUGCACACGAUGAGGGACGGAGUGCCAACUGGUCGCCAGGCGUCGAACCAAAGCACACACGAACUCCAGAUGGUUGAAGAAAACAUCUAUGACACCAUAGGGCUCCCAGAUCCACCCUCACUGGACUUCAAAUGCAGCAGCCUGAAGCGUCCCAAGAGGAGCACCUUCUUAGGUCUGGACGCCGACUUUGCAUGCUGCGACAGUCUGAGGCCCUUCGUUUCCCAGGACAGCCUCCAGUUCAGUGAGGACGAAGCCCCUUACCACCAGGGCCCCUCUGAUAAUGAUUAUUUGAGUUUGCUCUAUAACUCUUUCAGCUGUGACCUGUCCCUAGCCGAUAAAUCGAUAUCUGAUAAACUGUCUGAAGAAGUGGACGAAAUCUGGAAUGACCUGGAAAAUUACAUCAAGAAAAAUGAAGUCAAAGCUAGAGACCGGCUCCUGGCAGCAUUUCCCGUCAGCACAGAGGACAUGCCGGGCAGGCUGUACUCCGAGAGCACCCCCGAGCUGGGCAGAGAGGCGGCACGUUCCGUGUCCACGCUGUCACUCCCGGAGGGCCACGCUUUCCUCACGCCGCUGAAAGACAGCGGCAGACCUAGCCGGGCCAACUGCCCGUUUGAGGAAGACCUGAUUUCUAAAGAAGACUCCUUUAUGAGUCUCAACCGGCUGUCUCUGGCCAGUGAAACACCUCCCAUGGAAAAUCCCUACGACUUGGCCAACAGCGGUCUGUCCCAAACAGACUUGGAAACCCCUGACCCUGGGAUGGAUGCCACAGAUAAGACAAGAAGCAGGGUUUUUAUGAUGGCCAGGCAGUACAGUCAGAAGAUCAAGAAGGCAAAUCAACUCUUAAAAGUGAGAAGCCCAGAGCUGGAGCAACCACUGGCCGGCCAGCAACAGAAGUCCACGCACAAAGACCUGGCGGCCAUCUUAGAAGAGAAGAAGCAAGGGGGCCCUGCCAUCGGUGCCAGGAUUGCCGAGUAUUCCCAAUUGUAUGACCAGAUUGUAUUCAGAGAGACCCCCUUUAAGACCCAGAAGGACGGCUGGGCCAGCCCUCGAGAACACUCCAACCCCACGUCUGCAUCAGCUCCCCGGUCCCAACAUGGCAGCGAGGAUUGGCUUUUGCAUUCAACCUAUAGUAAUGGAGAGUUAGUGCACUUCUGUCCCCAGCCAGAGCAAGACUUGAAGUCGAAACAUCCCACUUUAGAGAUCAACACAAAAAACAUUCCAAGACAGCUGUCCACAGCUUGCUCUGUGCCUUCUCUUCAAACCUCCGACCCUCUGCUGGGCUCCUUCCAGAGACACAGUGUGAUAGUCAGUCAGCCCAACAAAGAGAACUCUUACCAGGGCCACCUUUACAACUCUUUGGGUCGGAAAGGAAUCAGUGCUAAAUCUCAGCCUUACAAUAGGUCCCAGUCAUCUUCCUCAAUCUUGAUAAACAAGUCCGUGGACUCCAUCAACUACCCUGGAGAAGUGGGAAAGAAACAGCUGCUGUCUUUGCACAAAAGUUCAAGGUGUGAGAGCCACCAGGAUUUGCUGGCAGGUAUGGCUGACUCGUGUCAACAGGGCACUGAAAAACGCUCCGAUCUCACGCUCCGAGACUCACAGAAGGUUCUGGUCGUCAAUAGAAAUUUGCCCUUAAGUGCUCAAAUAGCUACACAGAACUAUUUUUCCAAUUUCAAGGAGACUGAAGGAGACGAAGACGACUAUGUGGAAAUAAAGUCAGAAGAAGAUGAGUCAGAGUUAGAGCUAUCUCACGGUCGUAGGAAGAAAGCUGACCCACAGAUGACGGAUGCUGACUUUACUGAGAAGACCCGUAGCAACAACACGUCUUACCCUGUGAACAGUCCGUGCUCUCCCAAAAAGCCAAUGGGUGACCCACUUGGGAUUUCACCAUACCUGACGUCCUACGACGAUUCGGACAAACUGAAUGACUAUCUCUGGAGGGGGCCAUCUCCCAAUCAGCAAAAUAUCGUCCAGUCGCUGAGGGAAAAAUUUCAAUGUCUUAGUUCCAGCAGCUUUGCCUAAGUUUCUUAGUAGAAGCUGCGCAAACCCAUGUCGUGUGAUGCUCACAGAUUACAGAUACUGACAGGUGUUUUAUAUGUACCAGAUUAAAAACGAUUUUGUAAUAA